Messenger RNA from Cuscuta epithymum, 2192 nucleotides. NCBI's taxonomy places the organism in Eukaryota, Viridiplantae, Streptophyta, Magnoliopsida, Solanales, Convolvulaceae. The record is from the annotation of a GenBank genome assembly.
CUCAUAAUGCGUGUGCUAUAAAUAGGAAAUGUUAACUUCGUCUUGCAAACCGGAAAUUCUCCAAUCAUCUCCCAAUAUGGGUUUAAGAAAAAAGAGAUGGAUUUCAAAAUGAAUCAUUGUGCUAAAGAGGAUGAAUCAAAAUGAUUGUGAUAAAUAAAUAAGUGUAAUACGUAGUGGUAGCAGAGACGAUAAACGAACGUGCAUUUCAGAAAAUAAUAAAAGUCGUUUUCCAAGAAGCAAUCAUUCAUAGUACUUUGUGUUUGGCGAACGCAGCUCUACAACUACCCACCACCUCCUUCCCAUCAUACUUUGGCCUCUUAAUCCAUUCUUUAUCCUCAUUGAUUCAAACCCAUAUCCCCCAAUCAUGGUUGGAUCCCAUGGGCGUUGGCCUUCUCAAUCCGCGUUGGACAAAGUAAGGCAAAAGGUUGUAGAAAUGUCGGGCAGAGAUGGAGAGGAAGUAAGGUUUGCCGUAUCGCCUUAUAGGAUUUGUCCACUAGGAGCUCACAUUGACCAUCAGGGUGGAACUGUUACAGCUAUGACAAUCAACCACGGUAUAUUACUUGGAUUUGUCCCCUCUAGCGAUGCUCAGGUUUAUCUACAGUCUGGACAGUUCAAAGGUGAAGUUAGAGUCAGAGUUGAUGAGGUUGCGCUUCCCAUUCACGUAGCUAAGUCAAAGGGUUUGUGUGUUGCAAAGGAUUUGUAUGAACCACAUAUUGAAGAAGCCAAGUGGGGAGACUACGUCAGAGGUGCUUUGUAUGCAUUACAAAAGAGCGGAAACCAUCUGGCAAAGGGUAUCACCGGUUUUAUAUGUGGUUCUGGAGGUCUUGAUAGUUCCGGUCUGAGUUCUUCAGCAGCAGUCGGUGUAGCAUAUUUGUUGGCUCUAGAAAGUGCAAAUAAUCUCUCCGUGUCUCCUACAGAAAAUAUUGAGUAUGAUAGAAUAAUUGAAAAUGAAUAUUUUGGUCUAGAAAAUGGCAUAUUGGAUCAAUCAGCCAUCUUGCUUUCAAGCCGUGGCUGUUUAACUUGUAUAGAUUGCAAGACCAGAGAGUACAAACAAAUACAACCCCCAACAUCACACGAUCAUCUGAAAACAGAGUUUCAAAGUGCACACAAGAUAAUGUUGGCAUUCUCUGGCCUCAAACAGGCAUUAACAGCGAAUCCAGGAUACAAUCGACGAGUCUCUGAGUGUCGGGAAGCCGCAAAGGUCCUAUUGAAGGCGUCAGGAAGUGAAAUAGCAGAACCUAUCCUGUCCAAUGUCGCACAAAAAGAUUAUGAAGCUCACAAGAAUAAAUUAGAAACGAACUUGGCCAGAAGAGCAGAGCAUUACUUCUCAGAAAAUAACCGAGUUGUCAAAGGAGUUGAGGCAUGGGCUUCUGGAAACAUCGAGGAGUUUGGGAAGCUUAUUACAGAAUCUGGUUUAAGUUCUAUCCAGAACUAUGAGUGCGGUUGUGAACCACUUAUACAACUUUACCACGUCCUGCUGAAGGCUCCCGGUGUAUAUGGAGCAAGGUUCAGCGGUGCAGGGUUCCGAGGGUGCUGUGUUGCCUUGGUGGAAUCCGAACGAGCAGAAGAAGCAGCGGCCUUUGUCAGGAACGAGUACCCCAAGCUCCAAAUGGAUUUGGUGACCCACCUCAAACUGGAAAAUGCAGUCUUAAUAUGCGAUGCUGGUGAUUCUGCUCAAAUUAUCUGAUAAUGAUCCAAGCAGAGCAGCCAGCAGCAGCAUGUACAUGGAGAUCCAAUGUGUGCAGUUUGAGCUCCAUCUUCCUAUUUCGUAAUUCUCUUCCCAAAUGCCAAGAGUAGCAUAGCGCUGUUCUACAAAGCAGCAAAAAUGGUUUCUAGCGUGAAAAGACAUGAGAGUUGUUGGGCACCAAAACUGUGAAGCAUUCUUGUUUAAUUAAUAAUAACCUAAUACUCUCUCCCUGUAUCUUAUUUUGACUGUCUUUUUUACAAAGUACUCAUUAUUGACUUGGUCAGUCUACCUCUUCUUUUCAUCAUGUAUAAUAGAAAUACAGCAGCUCGUCAGUAGUGGCCACAUUCGGACUCCAAGAGUAUCUGAGUGAGAACAUUCACAUGCUUUGUUCCAAGGUUACAACUUUUUGAGGAUUGCCCCGUAGUAUGCUAAUUUUGCUUUUAAGUUAUUCAGUCAUGAAGUCAUGUUUACUUACGACUGAAUUGAAAGCAUGACUUAAUUCCAC